Haliotis rubra (blacklip abalone) is the source of this 1840-nucleotide messenger RNA. RefSeq lists its product as uncharacterized. The record is from RefSeq and is a predicted model, not a curated record. NCBI's taxonomy places the organism in Eukaryota, Metazoa, Mollusca, Gastropoda, Lepetellida, Haliotidae. The transcript has 2 exons. Bases 108 to 1097 code for a protein of 329 amino acids. Gene Ontology annotation, cellular component: membrane.
CCGAGUCUAGGUUAUCUUAUCUGCUGUAGUAAAGUUAUAAAGCUGACGUGAAACGAGCGGUGUAAUAUUACAACCGCCGGAGCUGGUAACGACCACUGCUUUCCGCCAUGUGCUCUGUUAUUAGAAAAGAGUUCCGUUUACGCAACGCCUGGCUCAAUUUCGAGCACCCGGAGUACUUCGGACGUUCCCAGUUAGCCUGCAGUACAAACAUAAGUUCAAAAUGGACCUGUGCGGGGUACAUCAUCUACCGCUUGCUGAUUGCCGGUUAUGCAUGUUUUGCCCUUGCGAACGUCUUCAUCGGGGCGGCAAAAGACGACCACGUCAACACGAUGUCACCCAACGUAACGCAGCCACGUCACUACCACACCAUGGUCUUUCUGACUGUUUGGUCCUACCUGCUUCUCACCUGUCAUCUUGUACUAGCGCUCAUAAUAGCCCUAGUCUAUUUAAAAUACUCAAAGACGUCAUCGACUGACUGUCAGCUGAAAAGCGUCACCAUUUCCGGGUUUUACGACAACGCGUCCUUCACCUCCGAUAACGCCAAUGGUUUGGUGAGAGAAAACAACAAAAGCGUGGUCUUGGACAAGGAAAAUAAUGUAAAAAUUAUCGACGGUACCAAACCAGAUUUGAACGCUUCUAAUCCAGACAUCGACAAUAGCACAGCCAUCCUUCCUUGGUAUUCGAAAAUAUCGUGGAUCCUUUCAAACAUAUUGUCGUCGUUCGCUAUAAUUGUGACUGCAAUAUUUUUCGGUGUGUUGUACACACCGACGGCCGGUAUAUCCCUCGAAGACUUAAACGUCCACGCCCUUAACACCGUCUUCAUCGUCGUCGACAACUUUAUUAGCGCCCGCCCCGUGCGACUUCUACACGUCAUAUACCCCGUACUGUACGGCAUCGUCUACGUCCUUUUCAGCCUCAUUUUUUGGGCAGUUGACCAUCGCAACGUCAUCUACCCAAUCGUUUUAGACUGGAACAACGUCGGACUCACCCUUGGUGUUACUAGUGGUAUCGUGGUGUUAACGUUUGUACUUCAUAGCUUUCAGUUUGGUUUAUAUCGUUUGAAACUUUUUGUUUAUGGCAAAUGUCGUUCAGUCUGACGUUGCCAUGUUUUCACUUUAAUCAAAACUGAUUCAACCAUGACCCGGAAAACUAAAAGCGGUGUUCUUACCUUUGUCAAGCUCAGACACUUAAUGGUUACCGUGUUUCUUAUAUCCAUAUACACAUCCUUACCCAUUGCAUUCAUUUGACACCUCUGACAAUGUGUGUCAAUUCAUAUUUAGGACAGGGCGGUGGGGUAGCCUAGUGGUUAAAGCGCCCGCUCGUCACACUGAAGACCCGGGUUCUAUCCCCUCAUGGGUACAUUGUGUAAAGCCCGUUUCUGGUGUCCCCUGCCUUGAUAUUGCUGGGAUAUUGCUAAAAGCGGUGUAAAACCAUACUCACUCACUCAUAUUUAGGACAAUGAGAACAUCUUGUGUAUUUUACUCAUUGUGCAUAAGUCUCGUAUAUUACUCGUAUUUUAGUCGAAAGUAAGUGUGAUCAAUUAUCUUCUUCUUGACAAUUGCACUAUUGCAUCUUAGUAUGUUUUUAAACUGUGUACAGCAUAACCCAAUUAUUGAUCACGGUGGGGCUGCCCUCCAGUCGUACGUCAAUAUCAACAAUGUAAACCAGCGACCUUAAUUAGCGUGAAUCAUAUGACGUGAUGAUGAUUACUUUCGCCCUUUAAUGUAGAUUUCUUCCUGGUGAAAACUGAAUCUCGUGUUGUCUCACUCAGGUGUACUUUGCUGUUGCUAUAGCAACCUCGUUGUGUUUUCAUGUUCGGUCUUCGAAAUCUGCAGCUGUA